This is a messenger RNA of Durusdinium trenchii, 2826 nucleotides long. The record is from the annotation of a GenBank genome assembly. NCBI's taxonomy places the organism in Eukaryota, Dinophyceae, Suessiales, Symbiodiniaceae.
AUGGCCUCAAAUUUGGAGUCUGCGGUUGAUUUGUUGAGUCGAAAUGGAGUCACUUCCUUCGGAUCAUUAGCAUUCAUUACAGCCUAUCGACCAGGACAGGCCGACGAGGGGCCACUUUUGACUGCCUUGCGAACAGUGUUAGGGCGUGAUCCAACCAAUCCAGAGCUUAUCAUUUUGAGACGCUUGUUUUUCGAGUCCUGUACUUUGAGCAUCAGUGAGCUGACGCAACGCACCCAGAGAGAUGACGCUACAGAGCCUACAAGGAUGCCGGUGGCCGAGAGGAAUGCGCGAAUCGCUGAGCAGAAGAAGAGAUUGGUAGGAAUCUACUUUAGCCCGGAGACUGAACCUAGCCAUAAGCUAGUGGACCUUGUAGUGCAAAUGGGGGUCGAUCAGAACUUGGAGUGGUUACCGUGGGAAAAGCUGACCAAUCGAGCGUCAGAGAUUACUCAUUCACAGAAGGAUUUCAAGUUGUCGUUUGACUCGCAAGGAGCUCUGAAGGUCGCGCAGAAGUUCGCUGAUCCAGAGGCCUCGGUGACGGGCGACAUGAAUGUGCGUCAGGCUUUGAACCGUCGGGCCCGUGCUUUCGACCCUGCAAAGAUUUGUGGUUUUGUCAAGAUGGAAGAAUGGCGCGAACGCAUCUUUGAGCUGCUCAGUCGUGAUCCAGCCCCUAACGCCAUGCCUAUCACAUUGCACCAGAUCAAAGAGGCUGACAAAGCCUUGUUCCGGAAGCUUGCUGAGAAAACCCGAGGAAAACUGACGAUCCAGCCGGACGGGACCAAGCCCAUGGAGUCUGUUUUUGAUGAGUGCAUGAAUCACGCCGAGGUUCAGUUCUGCAUGAUUCCUAUGGUCAAGGUCCAAACUGUGUGGCAAGCCCCCAAAGACCCAAAAGGACGGGGAAAAGGUAAAGAUAAAGAUGGAAAAGGCAAGGUGCGCAAUGAAUUCUGGAAGGACCAGCCACCACUUUCGUUGCCGCCGGGUUGCAGCCAGAUGACCCCUGAGAACAAACCCAUUUGCAACUUGUUCAACCGUGGCAAAUGCACUUUUGCGAAAGAGGGCAAGCGUUGUCGUCGACCAUCAGUGCUCAUCUUCAGGAGCAGCCGGGGCCCCCUGCUCUUGGCCUGGCGGUUGGGGCCCUUGGAUGCAGCGGACUGCCUUGUGGAGACUUUGACCUCGAUCAGACCGCAGGCUAUUCACGUGGCCUUGCCUUGUGGGACAGGUUCCCGCGCCCGUGAGAAGCCUAUUGCCAAGCAUCUCAAAGCACAAGGGGCUCCCGAACCGAGGCCUUUGCGAACUCAGUCCUUCCCACUCGGCCUUUCACACCUCACUGAACGGGAGCAGGUCAAGGUCACCAGCGCCAAUAUUUUAGCGCAAUUUGUUGUUAAGCUCUUGCGCUUGUCCAUUGACUUCGCAGCCAUUUUCUCUAUUGAGAAUCCUCGCAAUAGUUGGAUGUGGUUAGUCCUUGGUCAUUUUGUGCAAGCCAGCCGCUGUCACCGAUUGCAAAGAGUUUGGGAUUCCAUGCGCAACGUGGAGUUCAGCAAGUGUGCCCAUGGAGGGGAUCGUCCUAAAUUGACCCUGUUUAAGGCCACCCAUGAGUGUUUGAAUUCCUUGGCCAAACCAUGCCCAGGUGAUCAUGCUCACAAGCCCUAUACUCUGUAUCGAGCCCAGGGAUCUUGGACUUUUGACACCGCGGUCGAGAGUGAGUAUCCCCUCCUGUUGUGCCAACGGUUUGUUGCGCUUCUCAAGCAUGUUUUGGAACCACGCUUCCAAUUCACUCCCGAUCCACCCUUCCCGAGUGCGCAUCGCCAGAACCGGAAACAUGCCUCUUUGGUUCCGGAAUAUCACCACUUGACCCACGUGGAACCGUCCAGUGGUGCUUACAAACUCCUUCCUCCUCUUCGUACGGGGGAUUGCCACGGGGAGGAAGAAUGUUGGGAAGAGAAUGCCUUACAGGGGGGUGACAAAUCGUGCACCUUUGGGGUCUAUCACACACCAAAGCAAUUCAUCCACCGAGCUUUGGCAGUCAAACAUCCCUUCGAUGAAAAAUUUGCAGUCGAAGACAUCACAAGAAAAAACCUUUUCGAGCUCUUGACUAGGGGUUUGAGUGUUGUUGCAAACCAGCGCCUUGAGUUUGCCAGGAAGGUAGCAGGACUUUCGAAAGAGCUGGCGUGUGAAGAAGCCCGUUUUCACGCAUCCCUGCCAGCUCACGCGCAGGAGGUCUUGAAAGGCAAAAGGUUGUUGUUGUUUAAGCAUAUGUUGAAGGAGUCUGGGUGCCCGGAUUUGAAUGUCUUUGACUUGAUGCAAGGAGUGGAUUUGGUGGGUGUGGCAGAGCGCUCACCUUUCUUCGGUACGAAAAUCGUGCCAGCCAGUACAACACCUCACUUUGCCUUGUUGACAAAUAAGUGGCAAAGGAAGCAGAUUGAAGCCAGGAACAUACAUGAGCAUGACCCUGAGCUCGCGAAGACCUUGGCCGUAGUGAUCCCCCUAAGAGAUGGCGCGACCUUGACAGGGCACUUGCGCAGAGACUUUGACCGCCCCAUGCGGUGGAAAGCGCGCUGCGUGGACUUGUCCAAAGCCUAUAAGCAGAUCCCAGUCAGCAAGGCCUCGUUAGCCAAGAUUGACGCUUUGCUCAAAGAGGUUCAAGAAGAGGACCAGAUUUCCAGGCGUCAGGCCCAGGUAAUCCACGGAAACUUGAACUUCGCUUUGAGUUUUGUGCUUGGCUACACGCUAAAGGUUCCAGCGCGCGCCUUUGCAGCGUUGUCCACGGAAUCCUGCAAGCCCCACAAGAGGCGGCAAAAUCCCAACCAGCCUAGUGUCGCUGUGGCGUGA